GUAUAAUGCACGCGGUUUUGAUUUGAAUCGGAAUUUUCCUGACUAUUUCAAACAAAAUAAUAAACGAGGUCAACCUGAAACAGAUGCCGUCAAAGAAUGGAUACAGAAAAUACAAUUUGUUUUAUCAGGAUCAUUGCAUGGAGGCGCUCUUGUAGCCAGUUAUCCAUUUGAUAAUACACCAAAUUCACUAUUCCAGAGCUAUGCAUCUUCACCAUCUUUAACACCUGACGAUGACGUUUUCAAGCAUUUGGCUUUAACAUACAGUUCGAAUCAUGCGAAGAUGUCGCACGGGGUAGCAUGUAAGGGCGCAGGUCCGCGAUUCGACAGAGGUAUUACGAAUGGUGCAGCAUGGUAUCCUCUCACGGGCGGCAUGCAGGAUUAUAACUACGUUUGGUAUGGUUGUAUGGAAAUAACAUUGGAAUUAAGCUGUUGCAAAUAUCCGCCCGCAAAUGAAUUGCGAAAAUAUUGGGAAGAUAAUCAAAUGUCUUUAGUAAAAUUCUUGGCCGAAGCACAUCGAGGUGUGCAAGGAUUUGUAUUUGAUAGCCACGGCGGAGCAGUUGAGAAGGCAUCUUUAAAGAUAAAGGGGCGUGAUGUGGGAUUUACGACUACUCGAUUUGGAGAAUUUUGGAGAAUUUUAUUGCCAGGAGUAUAUAAAUUGGAGGUUUACGCAGAAGGGUACGCUCCUCGAGAAAUUGACUUUGUAGUUGUGGACGAACAUCCAACACUAUUAAACGUGACUUUAUAUGCUGCUAAGGGAGAAGUCCCGUAACGCCAGACGGCACCUAGCGCCGGACACUCUA
Ctenocephalides felis (cat flea) is the source of this 800-nucleotide messenger RNA. RefSeq names its product carboxypeptidase M-like. The record is from RefSeq and is a predicted model, not a curated record. NCBI's taxonomy places the organism in Eukaryota, Metazoa, Arthropoda, Insecta, Siphonaptera, Pulicidae. The transcript has 6 exons. Gene Ontology annotation, biological process: proteolysis. Gene Ontology annotation, cellular component: cell surface. The annotation marks the transcript as partial. Gene Ontology annotation, molecular function: zinc ion binding; metallocarboxypeptidase activity.